Messenger RNA from Octodon degus (degu), 1638 nucleotides. RefSeq names its product zinc finger protein 385D (gene Znf385d). Gene Ontology annotation, cellular component: nucleus. NCBI's taxonomy places the organism in Eukaryota, Metazoa, Chordata, Mammalia, Rodentia, Octodontidae. The record is from RefSeq and is a predicted model, not a curated record. Gene Ontology annotation, molecular function: nucleic acid binding; zinc ion binding. The transcript has 8 exons. Bases 406 to 1593 code for a protein of 395 amino acids.
AGCUUCCCCAGAGCCAUGGUUGGUCCAGGCCAGCAAGCGCAGCACCUCCUGGAGUGGCUGCUAAUUGGGGGUGGGGUGAGGUGGGGUGGGGGGGGUCUGUUUGUAGUACUCCGGUCCUGAUGUCACAGGCGCUGCAAGGACAUAGCAAGGAGGAGUCGGAUUACAGUAAGGAUGGGCAGUGCAGUGAGCAGACCGAGCGCACGCUCCAGCAGCCGGGGAUCAUAGCCCUGGAAGGGCAGCCUGCGGGGUGCUCAUCCCAGGAGCAGGCUUGCUCGGCGCCCCUGCUCUCCCCGUUGGAGACGUUUCCACCGCAUGUAGCAUGAAACGGCUCUGCUCAGUGUGUCUGCCUGGGCUGCGAGCUGAGGCUGAAGACGCCACCGCGGUGGAGUUCCAGCUGUCUGCUUAAUGAGAAACAUAAUGUAUUUUGGUGGUACAUGCCAGAGUCCUGCUCUCCCAGCCCUGGUCCGUCCACCAGGCCCUCCUUUGCAACCGUCGCUGGAUAUUAAACCAUUCCUUCCCUUUCCUCUGGACACUGCAGCUGCAGUCAACCUCUUCCCUAAUUUUAAUGCGAUGGACCCGAUUCAGAAAGCUGUAAUAAAUCAUACAUUUGGGGUUCCUCUUCCUCAUCGAAGAAAGCAAAUCAUAUCAUGCAACAUUUGCCAGUUGAGAUUUAAUUCUGAUAGCCAGGCUGCGGCCCACUACAAAGGCACGAAACAUGCCAAGAAGCUCAAAGCACUGGAAGCCAUGAAAAAUAAGCAGAAAUCUGUAACUGCCAAGGACAGCGCAAAGACUGCCUUCACCUCCAUCACUACCAAUACCAUCAAUACCAGCUCUGACAAAACAGACAGUACCACGGGGACACCAGCAAUAUCAACGACGACAAGUGUGGAAAUCCACAAAAGCAGUGUUAUGACAACUGAGAUCACCUCUAAAGUGGAAAAAAGCCCCACGACAGCCACUGGCAAUAGCUCGUGUUCCUCCACAGAGACAGAAGAAGAAAAGGCAAAGCGGCUUCUUUACUGUUCUCUAUGCAAGGUUGCCGUCAACUCUGCCUCACAGCUGGAGGCGCACAACAGUGGUACUAAGCACAAAACAAUGUUAGAAGCACGAAAUGGAAGUGGGACUAUCAAAGCUUUUCCUCGGGCAGGAGUAAAAGGCAAAGGACCUGUCAACAAGGGAAACACGGGCCUGCAGAACAAAACAUUUCACUGUGAAAUCUGUGAUGUGCAUGUGAACUCGGAAACACAACUUAAACAGCACAUUAGCAGCAGAAGGCACAAAGACAGAGCUGCUGGGAAACCCCCCAAACCUAAAUACAGUCCCUACAACAAACUACAGAAAGCAGCGCAUCCACUGGGGGUAAAACUAGUAUUUUCAAAAGAACCUUCAAAGCCAUUGGCUCCCAGAAUUCUUCCAAACCCAUUGGCAGCUGCAGCUGCAGCUGCUGCUGUGGCUGUGAAUUCUCCCUUCAGUCUCCGAACUGCCCCCGCAGCAACCCUGUUCCAGACCUCUGCACUUCCGCCAGCACUCCUGCGGCCAGCCCCUGGACCCAUUCGGACGGCCCACACUCCUGUGCUCUUUGCUCCCUACUGAAUUCCAAACAGGAGUUAUUGUACUGCAAUAAUUUUUCAAAACACA